This is a messenger RNA of Loa loa (African eye worm), 985 nucleotides long. RefSeq lists its product as hypothetical. The transcript is spliced from 7 exons. Bases 35 to 859 code for a protein of 274 amino acids. Lineage: Eukaryota; Metazoa; Nematoda; Chromadorea; Rhabditida; Onchocercidae. Gene Ontology annotation, cellular component: catalytic step 2 spliceosome; nucleolus; striated muscle dense body. The record is from RefSeq and is a predicted model, not a curated record. Gene Ontology annotation, molecular function: actin filament binding.
AAUUUGCAGAUCUCGACCCAGUUCCAAAAAAAGAAUGAGUUCCAGAAGUGAUGCAUAUGAUACGGUUAAGCGAGGCCCGAUAAAAUUUAAAGGAAAUAAAUCGUUGUUCAAAUCUGAUAAGUCCGCAAAAAGGAAGAAAUUGGAAAAAGGCAGUGGUACAAUGACAAAUCCGGACAUUGAGAUUCAUGGUGGAUGGAGAUCAAUAGAUAAUGAAACUGAUCUUCGGGGUGGUAUAAAUAUAUGCAUCGAAUGUAAUACAACGCCGGGAACAUACCUAGCUGCUAUGGACAACGGCAGAUUCACAAUUGGUGGACCACACUUGGCUGGCGAAGGACCAAAUCCAGAAGAAAUACUUACAUUAAUAAAAGCACCAGAUGACAUGCUUAUCAGCAUGAAAACAGGUUUCGGGAAGUAUAUUGGCGUGGAUUCAGAAGGGAACCUUAUAGCUACAGCUGAUGCUGUUGGUACGAGGGAACGAAUGAUUGUUGUCUUCCAGGAGGGCAAAACCGCAAUACAAUCUGCUUCGAACAAUCUCUUCUUGAGCAUGAAACCCGAUGCUGAAGGUUACGUACGUGUUAUAAGCCGGAAGGCGGAAGCUAAUGAAAUGAUAAAGUUACGAACCGAUGCCAAGAAAGAAGGACCUGUUGACUGGCGUUCAGAAGAAGAUAGGAAAUCCGCUGCUGAAUGUGAAACAAGUUAUGUGAAAAUGUACCAACAUUCGAAAGUUGCCGUAAAAGGAAAGUACAUAAAUAUCAACUUGGACGACAAAGAGUCCGUGCGUCGCGCCCAACAAGAAGGCAAUUUGCAUGAACUGUUGUUAGAACGUCGAGUUAAAACAAAAAGCGAUAAAUAUUGCUAGUUUUUUGAUAUGUUUGAAAUAUUACCAUCUACAAGCAAAAUAUUAAUGUAAUAUGUUAGCCAUUGUACUGUUAGCUUGCUCAGUCAGUGGUUUAAAAGUUACGUGAGAAGGGACGAACCAUGUCAA